AUGCCACGAUUAGUCCGGCGCAAGCCGUUCAUAGAACGCAUGAAGGCGAUGCUUAACCCCAUGGACUUUCUGCUUUGGCUCUCGGAGGAAAUGGAGACCAGGGACUGGGACUCUCAGCUUGUCGGUACACAAAUUGGCCUGGCUCUGAACUUUGUGUUCCUGCUCGCUCGAGCAAACUCAGGGCCCAGUAGCUCUUCUGGAGACGACAUAUUUGGCGACGACUCUGGUGGUAGUUGGCUGAGAUUUGUCGUCCAUCCUCUGGUCUGGGGGUUGGUAUUCUUUUCUUGCACUCACACAUUCUAUGCCCUGAAUCGCACCCGCAAAUACCGACUAUUCCAAGCCGACGUCGACGUCAAGCCAUCAACUCCAUCAGUACGGCGCGUGAAACUGCAGUCCGACAUGGGCACAUCCUCUCCGCUACGAUAUCUCAUUGAUAUGGUUGCCCCCGAGUCGGCCGAAUCCCGAGCGCAUCCAGACAAGGCAAAGGACGUAUGGGAACUGGCGGUUUGGGACCCCCUUCCUAUCUCUGUCCGUCUCCUUUGCUUCUUCAGCCCUGGGCAUGUUCUUGUUUACAUCCUCUUCCUUCCACUUGCACCGCUCGACCCCCGUCCUAGUGUGACGGUCUUCAAUGCGCUUCUUGUCCAAGUUGUUCUCUCCGUCCAGCUCCUCUUCCUUGUUUCGAGAUUUACCCAACAAGGCCGAGACAAUUCUAUAAUUCAGAAGGAAGUGAUGAACGAGUAUAACACCAAGUUUGUCCAUCCUCGUAUUCAUCCUACCGUCAGAGAGGUGGGAGUGCAGGUAUCAAGCGACAAAACAAAUCAUAUCAGAGAUGUCGUUCAAGUCGGAACACCCACAACUCUCGUUCAGAAUUCAUAUUUCAGCCGACAAAGCUCACGUUCAAGUCCCGAGCUACCUGAUAGUAUCCGAAACAAACUGAGGACUCCUCGCAUGUCAACACCUCCUUCCACAUUACGACACUCAGAUGUACAUACGCCCGUCAGCGAAGCACGCACCCCACUGGCAAGGAAAAGUCUUCCUGCCGAAUAUACAUCUACUGCUACUUCGACCUCUGCGUCGACUCCAGGCAUCCCAGCCUCAUCAUCGACAGGGUUUGGCGGGAAUAUGGGUAUCCACACACAUAACAAAUCUCCUUUGAAAAAAGCAAUCAGCAUGGGUGAUAUGAACACCUCUGAUAUGCCUUCACCAAGGAACUCGAGAGAAAUGGCAUCAUUUGAGCAGCGAAACCAAGCACUGCACCGCAGCCCCUCAAAGGGGUCCGACUUCCAGGGCUCUACGAGACCGAACCCUUUCGCUGUAGGGGCCCCAGGUUUUAAGAACCGACCCAAAUACGAUCGAUAUCCUUCCAUACGAUGA
Molecule: messenger RNA, 1374 nt
Organism: Clonostachys rhizophaga
Lineage: Eukaryota; Fungi; Ascomycota; Sordariomycetes; Hypocreales; Bionectriaceae
Source: the annotation of a GenBank genome assembly